Messenger RNA from Sorex fumeus (smoky shrew), 3752 nucleotides. It is a transcript of the gene TRAPPC11, whose product is annotated as trafficking protein particle complex subunit 11. The transcript is spliced from 30 exons. The record is from RefSeq and is a predicted model, not a curated record. Lineage: Eukaryota; Metazoa; Chordata; Mammalia; Eulipotyphla; Soricidae. The coding region runs from base 157 to 3558 and encodes 1133 amino acids.
CCGUCACACAGCGACCUUGCCGCCAGCCUGGUUCUCUUGGGAGAGUCUCGACCACCCCAGUUUGGGACAUGAGGAAUUUCUCCUAAGUCACACCUGUGCUUUCCUUCGGAAUCGACUCUGAGACGGCUCUGCUAAAAGCCCCUGCAUCCCCCCACCAUGAGCCCCACGCAGUGGGACUUCCCUGUGGAGCUGUGCUGCCGGCCCAUGGCCUUUGUGACGCUGACGGGCCUGGAUGUGGUUUACAAUGCCGUCCACCGGGCCGUGUGGGACGCCUUCUGUGCCAACCGCAGGGCCGAUCGGGUCCCGAUCUCCUUCAAGGUGUUGCCGGGGGACCACGAAUAUCCCAAAUGUAGACCCAAGAGAACGUCCUACGAGUGGUACAUCCCCAAGGGCAUCUUGAAGACCGGGUGGCUGAACAAGCACCUGAACCUGGUGCCGGCGCUGGUGGUUGUGUUCUACGAGCUGGACUGGGACGAGCCACAGUGGAAGGAGAAGCAGUCGGAGUGCGCCACGCGGGUGGAGAUCGUCAGGCAAAGCUUGCAAGGCAGGAACACCAAAGUCGCAGUGGUUCUGAUUCAGAAGAAAACCCCUUUGCCCCCAGGAGAAGACGUGGUUGCUUCCGAGAGGGCCGCGGCCCUGUGCAACGCCUGUGAACUCUCGGGUCAGUCCCUGUUCGUCCUGCCCCACACGGACCACCUGGUGGGCUACAUCAUCAGAUUAGAAAAUGCCUUUUAUGAACACGCUCAGACUUACUACUACACUGAGAUCCGAAGGGUGAAGUCUCAUAAGGAGUUUUUGAAUAAAACAACUCACCAGCUUCUGUUUGUUAGACAUCAGUUCAAAAUAGCUUUCUUCAGUGAGCUGAAACAAGAUACACAAAAUGCUUUAAAGAAUUACCGGACUGCCUAUAAUCUUGUCCACGAACUGAGAGCCCAUGAAACGAACAUUCUGGAAAUUAAGACUAUGGCGGGAUUUAUAAACUACAAGAUCUGUAGGCUGUGUUUCCAGCACAACACCCCACUGGAUGCCAUCGCCCAGUUCCGGAAACACAUCGAUUUGUGCAAGAAGAAAGUGGGCAGCGCGGAGCUGGCCUUCGAGCACGCAGCGUGGAUGUCCAAACAAUUCCAGGCCUUUGGAGAUUUGUUUGAUGAAGCUAUUAAGUUAGGGCUGACGGCUAUUCAAACUCAGAACCCUGGUUUCUAUUACCAGCAGGCCGCGUACUAUGCCCAGGAGCGGAAGCAGCUCGCCAAAGCCCUCUGCAGCCACGAGGCCUCUGUGACGUACCCCAGUCCUGACCCCUUAGAGAUGCAAACGGAAGUUCUUGACUUUUACGGACAGAGAGCCUGGCGACAAGGAAUACUAAGUUUCGAUCUUUCUGACCCCGAGAAAGAGAAGGCGGGAAUUCUUGCCAUUCAACUCAAGGAGAGGAGCGUCGUUCACUCCGAAAUGAUUAUAACUCUCCUGAGCAAUGCUGUCGCACAGUUCAAGAAGUACAAGUGUCCCAGGAUGAAAAGUCACCUGAUGGUUCAGAUGGGAGAGGAAUAUUAUCACGCGAAGGACUACAGCAAAGCGCUGAAACUUCUGGACUAUGUGAUGUGUGACUAUCGCAGUGAGGGGUGGUGGACCCUGCUCACGUCUAUCCUGACCACCGCCCUCAAGUGUGCCUACCUCAUGGCCCAACUGAAGGACUACAUCACCUACUCGCUCGAGCUCCUCGGAAGGGCUUCAACUCUGAAAGAUGACCAAAAAUCUCGCAUUGAGAAGAACCUCAUAAACGUUUUGAUGAAUGAAAGUCCCGAGCCUGAGCCCGACUGCGACCCCCUGGCCGUGAAGGCUGCUCAGAAGCUGUGGGCAGACAGGGUGUCCCUGGCCGGCAGCAACAUCUUCACCAUUGGCGUCCAGGACUUCGUGCCCUUUGUGCAGUGCAAAGCCAAGUUCCACGCCCCGAGUUUCCACGUGGACGUUCCUGUGCAGUUCGACGUGUAUCUGAAGGCCGAUUGCCCCCACCCCGUCAGGUUCUCCAAGCUCUGCGUCAGCUUCAACAACCAGGAAUACAACCAGUUCUGUGUCAUUGAAGAAGCAGCCAGUGCAGGUGACGUGUUGGACCCUUCGGCCCAGGGCCCCAUGUGCUUGCUGCCUGGCAAAACCAGGAAGUUUUUAUUCAAGUUUGUCGCCAGAACCGAGGACGUGGGAAAGAAGAUCGAGAUCACGUCUGUCGACUUGGUCCUGGGCAGCGAGACGGGCAGGUGCGUGGUCCUGAACUGGCAGGGCGGAGGCGGAGACGCCGCAUCCUCCCAGGAGGCCCUGCAGGCCUCGCGCUCCUUCCGCCGGCGCCCCAAGCUCCCGGCCAGCGAGGUGCCGUGGGACGGCUUGGCCAUGCAGGCCAGCACCAUGGUCAUCUCCAGGGUCCCCAACAUAUCCGUGAGUCUGCGCCAUGCGCCGCCUGCCCUGGCCAAUGAAAUGUACUGCCUGGUGGUGGCCGUCCAGUCACAUGAGAAGACCCGCAUCCGGGACGUGAAGCUCACGGCUGGCUUGAAGCCCGGACAAGACGCCAAUUUGACUCAGAAAACACAUGUGACUCUUCACGGCACGGAGCUGUGUGACGAGUCCUACCCGGCCUUACUCACCGACAUCCCCAUUGGGGACCUGAACCCCGGGGAGCAGCUGGAGAAAAUGCUCUUCAUCCGCUGCGGGACCGUGGGCUCCAGAAUGUUCCUCGUGUACGUUUCUUACCUGAUCAACACAACUGUUGAAGAAAAAGAGAUCGUCUGCAGGUGCCACAAGGACGAGACGGUCACCAUAGAGACGGUCUUCCCAUUCGACGUGGCAGUAAGAUUUGUUUCUACAAAGUUCGAGCACCUGGAGAGGGUCUACGCCGACAUCCCCUUCCUGCUGAUGACAGACCUCCUCAGCGCGUCCCCCUGGGCCCUCACCAUUGUGUCCAGUGAGCUGCAGCUGGCGCCUUCCAUGAGCCCCGUGGAUCAGCUGGAGUCCCAGCUGGACAAAGUUGUCUUACAGACCGGUGAGAGCGCCAGCGAGUGCUUCUGUCUGCGGUGCCCGUUGGUGGGAACCAUUGAAGGCGGAGUAGCCACGGGCCAUUAUAUCAUCUCCUGGAAAAGGGCCGCGGCCAUGGCGGACGUGCCCGUCAUCCGCACCCCCGUCACCCUCCCGCAUGUGCUGGUGGAGAACAUCCCGCUCCACGUGGAUGCAGAGCUGCCCUCCUUUGGGCGCGUCCGCGAGUCGCUGCCCAUCCGCUACCGCCUCCAGAAUAAGACCAGCGUGGUCCAGGACGCGGAGAUCUCGGUGGAGCCCAGCGACGCCUUCAUGUUCUCAGGCCUGAAACAGAUUCGGUUGCGCAUCCUGCCUGGCGCCGAGCAGGAGAUGCUGUAUAACUUCUACCCGCUGAUGGCCGGCUACCAGCAGCUGCCCUCGCUGCACGUCAGCCUGCCGAGGUUCCCGAGCUUCACCACCCAGCUGCUCCGGCGCUUCAUCCCCACCAGGAUCUUCGUCAAGCCGCAGGGCCGGCUCGGGGACGACGCUUCUAUUGUGGCCGCGUGAUUCAGGAGCCAGCCCGGCUCUGCGCCCCUCGGCCUCCCGUUGUGAACUGUAGCCUCGAUCAUGGUCAAAGUGCAUCUAUUUUUUAACAGAUAUUAUACCAGCUCUGCGGAGGAACUCCUGCUUCAGAUAUUAGGAAAAAAAUCUAUCCUAUAGUUUCACAAAUAAAUAUUUGGAAUCUGUCAGUGUGACGUGGA